Messenger RNA from Penicillium argentinense, 2472 nucleotides. RefSeq names its product putative exo-beta-1,3-glucanase (gene exg2). Gene Ontology annotation, biological process: glucan catabolic process. Lineage: Eukaryota; Fungi; Ascomycota; Eurotiomycetes; Eurotiales; Aspergillaceae. The record is from RefSeq and is a predicted model, not a curated record. Gene Ontology annotation, molecular function: beta-glucosidase activity. The transcript has 4 exons. The coding region runs from base 1 to 2472 and encodes 823 amino acids. Gene Ontology annotation, cellular component: extracellular region; cell surface.
AUGCCUGGAGACUCCCGCAGCCGCGACCGCUACAACUCACGCGAUCGCGCACGCGAGCACCGCCGCGACCGAGACCGGAACCACGAGUACAUCCGCGAUCGAUACGAGGAUGGGGGCGAGGUCUCCGGUCCCGGCGCGCGGGGCAAAUACCGAUUCCGCGGUGCGGAGUUCGGCUACGAUUCUUACGAUGCGGGAUCUGGACGGGAUGUGAGCGAGGAUGAGGAUGAGCGGAGAAGGGAGAAGAGGGAGCGGAGGGAGAGAAGGCGACAGCGUGAAGAAGAGCGGGCUUACAAUGAGGCUGUUGAAGAGCGGAGGAGGGAGAGAUCCAAGGCGAAAGAGUCGCCUGCUACGUCGCCUAUUAAGAGGCGGGAUCGAGAGCGAGAUCGCGAGGGAUACCGGAGGAGCCGUUAUGAAGGGGAUGAUAGUCGGAGUCCCACUAAAGAUUCAAGGAAGCAUCAGAGCUCAGAGUCGACGAGCAGCGCAUCACAUCUGCUGAGUGCAGAUGCAUUGGCGAAGUUGGCGUCUGAAAAUAAACGUGCUGAUCGAGCGGAACGAUCUCGCGAGGAAGAUGAGGCCAGGCGAGAGCGGCGAAGACAGAAGAAGAGAGCUGCAUUGGCUGGAACUGCUGGUGCUGCCGGAGCAGCGGCCUUGGGCGACGAGAUUGCCGAGGGCAGGUCGAGGCACAAGUCUGGUGCCCGAGUUGUGUCUGGUGCAUACCUCGAGGAAGGACGCAGCCCCGAGAUGAAUAUGCGUCGCCGAGGAGGUGGCGGUCCGGCCAUGGACGAUCAAUGGAAGAAAGAGCAAAGCUAUUAUAGCUACGACGGAGAUCAACCGUCUCGGUGGAAGUUCUGGGCCAACUGGUCAAGACAGAAGCGGAUCAUCCUUGGCUCUGUCGUGCUGGUGAUCUUGUUGCUUGCCAUUAUCAUCCCGGUUGCUGCGGUGGAGUCCCAGAACAAGAGCGACGACUCUAGCAGUGACAGUGGCUCCUCGGAUGGUUCAAGCCCUUCAAAUUCCAAUCUAGACAGUAUUAGCCGUGACAGCAUUCCUUCUUAUGCACAAGGAACUUUCCUUGACCCCUUCACCUGGUACGACACCGAAGGCUUCAAUCUGACCUUCACUAACGCAACUGUCGGCGGCUUGCACCUUAUGGGCCUGAACUCAUCGUGGGAUGAUUCCACGAGAGCAAACGACAAGGUUCCUCCCCUCAACGAAAAGUUCCCUUAUGGCUCUCAGCCCAUCCGCGGUGUCAAUAUCGGUGGAUGGCUCUCUCUCGAGCCUUUCAUUGCGCCUUCUCUCUUCGAGGGCCACCGCGACCAAGUCAUUGAUGAAUGGACACUGACUCAAAAGCUCGGUUCAUCUGCAUCGAACACUAUUGAAAAGCACUACGCAGAGUUCAUCACCGAGUCAGACAUUUCCGAGAUUCAACAGGCGGGACUGGACCACGUCCGCAUCCCGUAUUCCUACUGGGUCGUUACGACUUACGAUGGCGAUCCUUAUGUUCCCAAGAUUGGCUGGCGUUAUCUCCUGCGAGCAAUUGAAUGGUGUCGCAAAUAUGGACUCCGCGUCAAACUCGAUCUUCAUGGAUUGCCAGGGAGUCAGAAUGGAUGGAACCACAGUGGCCACCAGGGCAGCAUUGGGUGGUUGAAUGGCACUGAUGGCGAGCUGAACCGACAGCGAUCUCUGGAUAUCCAUGAUCAAUUGUCUCAAUUCUUUGCCCAGGAUCGAUACAAGAAUAUUGUGACUAUCUACGGACUUGUCAAUGAGCCCCUGCUCCUUUCGUUGUCCGUUGAAAAGGUCCUCGGCUGGACACAGGAGGCAACGGAACUUGUUCGCAAAAAUGGUGUCGAAGCCACUGUUGUUCUGCAUGACGGGUUCCUCAAUCUCGACAAGUGGGACAAUAUGUUCAAGGACCGACCAAGCGAUAUGUACUUGGACACCCAUCAAUACACCACCUUCAACACUGGCGAGAUCGUUCUCAACCACACUGCUAAAGUGGAAAUUAUCUGCAAAAACUGGUACGAUAUGAUUCAAGAAAUCAACAGCACAAGCAAAGGAUGGGGCCCCACGAUUUGCGGCGAGUGGUCUCAAGCAGACACCGACUGCGCCGAGUAUGUCAACAAUGUCGGCCGUGGCACGCGGUGGGAAGGAACAUAUGAUAUAAGUGACUCGACGGCAUACUGUCCUACCGCCGAUGACGGAAACUGCAGCUGCGACAAGGCAAAUGCAGACCCAUCCGAAUACUCGGACGCCUACAAGAAGUGGCUUCAAACAUACGCUGAGGCGCAGAUGUCUGCUUUCGAAACUGCACAAGGCUGGUUCUACUGGACCUGGCGUACCGAAUCUGCCGCGCAGUGGAGCUACCGCACCGCCUGGAAGAACGGCUAUAUGCCUGAGAAAGCAUACUCACCAUCCUUUAAAUGCGGCGACGAUAUUCCCGAUUUCUCGGGACUGGGCUUGCCGGAGUAUUAUUGA